UUUUGAAAACAUGAGUUCACGCUUAGAAAGGGCGCUGAACCUGUUGUCUAGCGAUAAAACUUCGCUUUCUUUGAAAAGAGAUGCUGCAGAUCGAAUCACCGAAGUUCUGCUUCAAUCUGAAGAUAGCGUACCCAGUAUAUUGGAACAAAUUUGCACACAGCUUUUGGAUUCUCGGAAUAACAAUUGCCGAAUAUGCUGUGCAUCGGUUCUGAAAAGUUUCUCCGAAAAGUAUAAAACCAAUUUUUUCUUCAGCUUGGAAAACUCACAAUUUCUUGUGAGCACAGGCUCAACAUUUGAACGCUGUUCUGUUUUUGAUGAACCUUCGUUGUUUGUGGAUACGUAUGAAGAGUUGCAAUCGAAAGAGACUACUGUCUAUGAUUCCCUAGACGUACCUACUGAAAUAGGCGAUAUAUUUGGAAGUACAAAUCAAGAUUCCAAGCUUCCUUCAUUGAUUACAAGUCAGAUUCUAGAAGAUUCCAAAUUGCUCACAACAGAAAGAAGCCUAAAAUCGGAACCAAGUUUUUCGAGUCAACUAAAAGUUCAAAUCGCCUGGCCGACUUUUUCUGUAGAAGAAAUAGAGACGAGAAGUGAAGCAAUUGGUUGUGAAAGUUCUGUGGCGUCGUUUCUUUUAAAAACAACUGCGACAGUUUUGAACGCUCUUAAGUCAUCGACAUGGGAAAGAAGACACGGAGCAGCAUUAGGUCUCAAACAUUUAAUAGUUCCGAUGAGCGAUUGGCGCAAUAAACCGAAAACCAUGUUUGUUUUGAACUUUAUUGCAGAAGUUUUUCUACUUGAUAACUUCUGUGAUUUCGUGAGCGAGGAAACUUCAAUACCAGUUCGAGAACUGUUAGCCGACGUCUUUUCAGAACUAGUUUUCAAACUGUCAAUAACUGGACGAUGUUUCGAACUGGCGAAAAAAAUGCUGAAUGGCAGGACUUGGAGAUUACAAAUGAACUCGUAUCUUUUACUUAAAGCUAUGUUUUGCACAGAAGUGAAACAUAAAAACGCGGUUCAUGGAUAUGAAUCAAAAAAUAAAUGGAAUCAAGUUGUUGAAGGUAUCAUCAGAAAUGACCGGUUUGACGAUGAAAUCGAUUCAGAUAUAUCUAGAUUACAAGAUGAAUUGUUUCUGAAUGUUAUGGAACAUAUAGACCAUUCAAGGAAACAAGAUCUGUUUUCGUUCGUAAUGGGAAAACUUACCAGAAGUUCCAAACCAGAAUCUACCAGUUUUGCAAAUCCAACCACUUUAAAACUGGUGCACUCACUUCUUACGGCAAAAAAUCCUCUCAAAAUUGACUUAGAGGUAAAUUUGGUGAAAAAUUGUUGCUGGUCGACCAUUUUCAAUUUGACUUCAUUGUCAGAAAAUAUUGAAAGUAGUCAAAAAGUAAUCGACUGUCUGCAAAUUAUUCGGAGUAUAGAAAGCAAUUUUGUUGCCGAUUGUUACCUAUGCGCUUUAUUGUGCUUGAAACUAUUCGAAAACUCGGAAAUUAUUAAUGAAAUUAGAAGAUUUGUUGAAUUUGCUUUAAACAGCUUCGUAUAUCAGUACAAUAAGAAAAUUUAUUUGAAAAUCGGGAAAGUUUGUCAAAAUUUACUUGAAAUUUUGUUACUGAAGCCAACUUCAAUUAUUGAAAUAGAUUCAAAAAUCUGUGAAUAUAAAUUACAAAAAGCUGUUAUAGAAGUGCCGAACGAAUGUAAUAAAAUAAACAAUAAAAUUCAUGACCAAAUUAUUCGGAUUUUAGCUAUGCUCAUUUCAGUUCAGCCGGACUUUGCUCAGAUAGUUCCGACCUUUCUUUCAAAAACGAAUGGAUGGAUUGCGUUUUUGAAUGUCAGAAUUGGACUCGAAGCACUAAAUAUUGCAAAUGACAGCUGGGUAAAAUUUUCCCAAAGUGAUAUGACAAGUAUUUGUUCAGAGGUCGAAAAUUACUUAUGUUGCGAAAAAUUUUAUUUCCAAGAACAGCUGUCGUUCUUUUCGAGUAUCAAGACGAAGCUCAAAAAGUUGUCUAAAGACUCCGCGAAUUUUGAAAAGCUAAAAAGUAUUGAUGAAAUUUCACUCUUCUUGAAAAGCUUCAAAGGCAACAAGUCUGAGGAAGAUGAUUUACUACAAGAUGUAAGAUCGGAGUUGAAUGUUUUUAACGAAAUGUGUGAAUCUUUCUGGACUAACUUGAGGCUUCUUGCCGCAUGCGUUCUGAUUAAAUUAGAAUCUCUACCGGAGAAAUUAUCACCACUGGUCAAUGCACUGAUAGCUGGUUUGAAAUCGGGAGCUAAUUUAUCUCAAACUUCGCUGGCUUCGAAAUAUUUGAUUUCACUUCUCAAUUCAAAUCGACUUUCGGAGAAGGCAACCGAAAAGUUAUGCGAAGUUUUGCUUCGCUUUAUUUCGGAAAUUCAGCGAGAAAAGGUCUCAGAAUAUUUAGAAGACUUCGGAAAAAGUGGUGACCAAAAUCAACAAAAAAUUCAGAUAAUCGAGAAUUUUGUAAAUUUUCUCAAUGAGUCUCAGAAAAUUCACCUUCAAAUGGUCAUCAAGAUCCUGGUAGCUUCGUGUGCAUUGACUCGAACUCAAAAAUUUAUCUUGGACACUUUAAAUCAAUCAAACAAUGUGCAAAUGCGUAUUGAUGCGUUGAUUAACGUUUCCUCUUUGCUUGAGUUUUCUGACGAAAAUCUUGAAGAAAGUUUCGUCGAAACAGUGCUCAGCAAAAUUAUCUCCUUAGAAUAUUUAAGCAACAAAGAAGUCCAUUUAGAUUUAACCCUUCUCAGGAGCCAAGUUAUGGUAUACGCAUUGUUGAAUCCCCAAACUGGGAGACAAGGUGCAGAUAUAAUAUUUAUGUCGCUUUUGGAUGAAAAUAAACAUGAUAGAAGUCGAAAUUAUUUUGACAUGCUGGUAAUUUAUAUGGCAGUCCUGGAAAUCAAUCGCCGAAGUAAUCAGAGCAGUGCCGGCACAAUUUUUGACUAUUCUCGUUUGAUUGUAUCCUUUGUCGCGCCCGUUUUGAAGUCGAUCACGAGUUACGAUAACCAAGUUAGAUGUCUGGCAUCGAGGAUUUUUGGACUAAUUUUGCACAAAGCUGUUAAUGUGGUCGACUGUGAAAGUUCACAUACGGUCGAUAAAGGAAUUUUUAGCCGUGCAAUAAUGGGGUCUGAAUUGAUGCUUCGAGCGUAUGAAGAAAGUUCAGAGUUUCUAUCUAAGCUGAUCAACAAUCAGGCAUUCGCGACUCCAAAAAUAUCCAAAUCGAUCACAGUUAAUCUUCGCUCGUACCAGAAGGAAGGCGUUUCUUGGCUGCAGUUUCUCAGAAAUUACAACCUGAACGGAAUUCUAGCCGAUGACCUUGGAUUAGGAAAGACUCUUAUGUGCAUCUGCGUCCUAGCAGAACAAAUGGAAAAUCACGUGGUCAAAAGCAAAAAUCUUGUGACCGAAAAAGUUAGUCACGUCAUGUAUAACAAAAAUCAGGUGAUCGAAAAAAGAAAACCUAUAUGUAGUCUUGUUGUGUGUCCAAAAAGUUUGAUCCACCAUUGGAACCACGAAAUUCAAAAGUUUUGUCCAAAAUUAAUUAUAGACUGCAUUGAUAAACGGAAAUCGAUUUCAAAUACAGAACAGUCCUGUUCGUAUAUUGUUCGAAUAACUUCAUACGAUAUACUGCGAUCAGAUAUUGAACAAUUUUCCAGUCACGAAUACGAUUACAUAAUACUCGACGAGGGUCACGUGAUAAAAAAUAGACUGAGCAAAACUUUUUUAGCCAUUCAGAGGCUAAGAGGAAAACAUAGGUUAGUUCUUACAGGAACCCCAAUUCAAAACAGCCUCUGUGAAUUAUGGACGUUGUUCGAGUUUUUGGUACCCUCAUAUUUGGGCUCAAUUGAGCACUUCAAAUCUUAUUUUUCGAAAAAUUUGAACAAAAAUGAAGAGACAUUGAACAAGUCGAGUAAAACUUUGGAACGUAAUUCGCAAGCUUUGAAACAGUUACACGCGAAAGUGCUGCCUUUAAUUUUACGAAGAGAGAAAGAAUCGGUUCUCAAAGAACUUCCGCCUAAAGUCAUUCAAGAUAUCUAUUGCACAAUGAGUCAACAGCAAAAAGAUCUAUACGAGAAAACGGAAAAUAAAUUCAAAACAACCUGUUCCGAAAAGACUUCUUCAUUAAAACUAAUGCAAAUUUUACUUCAAAUCUGCAAUGAUCCCACACUAUUGAACCCGCGCUAUAACAUAGCUUCAGGAAAAAUGGAAGCACUUUCCGAGUUAUUGUCGAGUAUAUUUUCGAACGAAAGAUUCAAUCGACAUAGAGUCCUUAUGUUUUUUCAAAUCAAAGCCACUAUGAAAUUAGUUAGAGAGAAAGUUUUGGAGAAAGAGUUCAAGUUUUUGAACUUGUUGAUUCUGGACGGAAGCUUGACGCCAGCUGAGAGAAUGGGCGUGGUGAAGAAGUUCAACGGUGACCCGACAUUUGACCUCCUUCUUUCAACUACUGCAGUGGGAGGGGUGGGCUUGAAUUUGACAGGAGCAGAUACCGUUGUCUUUGUAGAGCAUGACUUCAAUCCUGUGAAGGAUUUACAGGCGAUGGAUCGUACCCACAGAAUCGGGCAAACCAAAACUGUCACAGUGUACCGACUAAUCACGAAAGACAGCAUCGAGGAGCGGAUCAUGAGUAUCCAGAAAUUCAAAACUGCAGUUGCAAAUUCAGUUAUCAACGAAGAAAACAGUGCGACUAGUUCAAUGCAAACUGCGUCUAUAGCUGAAUCGUAUUUGGCUAGUUUGAACGAAGAUGCUGGAAAGCAGAUCAAAAGGCGAAAAGUUGAAGUUGAAGAUAGUAAAGGGGCGUUGCUACAAGAACUGGACUAUCUAUGGGAACCGCUCAGUAAAAUUGACGAUUUAGCUUAAGUUAUUGAUUGAAUUGGAUGAAAUUUUCAACUAUAAAGUAUAUGGAAAAUUAUGUGUUUAUUGAGA
Messenger RNA from Symsagittifera roscoffensis, 4918 nucleotides. Its product is annotated as TATA-binding protein-associated factor 172-like. The record is from RefSeq and is a predicted model, not a curated record. Bases 11 to 4852 code for a protein of 1613 amino acids. The transcript is spliced from 4 exons. NCBI's taxonomy places the organism in Eukaryota, Metazoa, Xenacoelomorpha, Acoela, Convolutidae. Gene Ontology annotation, molecular function: ATP-dependent chromatin remodeler activity; ATP binding; DNA binding.